UUAUGCACUUAUUUUUAACUUUUAUAAAUCACCUUGAAAAACUUAAUAGCAUUCGCAUGAAUCAAGGAACGUAUACAUACAUCUGUAAGAUUGGCAUAUGUAUAUGAAGAUAUUUUUUGAAAAGAAGAAUAAUACGGAGAUAGGGAAAAGAAGAUGAAAAUAACGAUAAUGAUAGAUAGCGUAACGAUUAUUUUACCGAUCGGCAUGUAAAAUAUACAUAUCAAGAAAAGAGAAAGAAGAGUAAAAGCGCGUGAUUCCGACGAUCAAUCUUGAUUCUAUGAAGACGAAGCGAAAGUAAGAAAGAAACGUAGUGGGGACCAAGAAGGUAUAGACUAUAGCGAGUCGUUAAGAAGCUGCAGUGUUUCGCGAAGGAGACACAAUUCGAAAGAGGAUUAAAAUAUACCGUCUAUUUCUCAGUGACCAGUGUUUGGAAUAAUCGAUUUGGAAUAAUCGAUUUGGUAAAUCGCGCGAAUCACUUUCAUCAAAUUAAAUAAAAAAAAGAAGAGAAAAAUGAUUAACGUAUAUUUUGUAACGAUAUUGGCUGUGGUUGCUGUAACACACGGUGCGUUCAAUUGCCCGAGUAAAGAUGGUCAAUACGAAGACACGAAACAGUGCGACAAAUAUUACGAAUGCAUCGAUGGCAUCGCCACGGAGAAACUUUGUCCAGAUGGACUCGUUUUCGAUCCCUUGAAUCGAAAAGUAAACAAAUGCGAUCACGUAUUCAACGUUGAUUGCGGAGAUCGCCUUGAAUUGCAACCUCCUCAACCGACCAAGAAAUGUCCUCGAAGGAAUGGUUUUUUCGCUCAUCCAGAUGCAUCCGUUUGUAAUAUUUUUUAUAAUUGCAUCGAUGGCGAAGCUAUCGAAAUUACAUGUACCACCGGAUUACAUUUCGACGAGUAUAGCGGAACAUGCGUUUGGCCCGACAGCGCUGGUCGAGAAGGAUGCGGAGUAGUAGACAAAAAAUUGAAAGAUGGUUUCGAAUGUCCAAGAGAAAGUCAAGUGGACACGAGAGGAAUGGUCGUUGAUCAUCCGAAAUUUGCUCAUCCAGAUGAUUGUCAGAAGUUUUAUGUCUGUUUGAACGGAGUAACACCACGAGAACAAGGUUGUAGCGAUGGGACCGUUUAUAACGAGGAACAACAAAGAUGCGAUGCACCGGAAAAUGUUCCCGGCUGCGAGGACUGGUACAAGGACGAUGAUAAGAAACCAUAAAAUAUAUUUCAUAUUUAUAUGUCCCGCAUCGGGAUCUCGGCAUCGUUUUAAAAUCACGUCAUCUUCGUUCAGCGUAUAAUCACGAAUGUUACGACAAUCGACAUUGUUCAUAAAUAAAAAAUUUUAUUUUAUCUCA
Messenger RNA from Apis cerana (Asiatic honeybee), 1345 nucleotides. RefSeq names its product protein obstructor-E. The record is from RefSeq and is a predicted model, not a curated record. Gene Ontology annotation, cellular component: extracellular region. NCBI's taxonomy places the organism in Eukaryota, Metazoa, Arthropoda, Insecta, Hymenoptera, Apidae. Gene Ontology annotation, molecular function: chitin binding.